CUGCUUGUGGCAACUGACCAAACCUCAACUAUACCAGCCACUGUACCAGUCUCUGCCUGGCCCGACCAGACAGAUAGUCCAUCCUUAAACACAGUGACCUCGCCCCCCCUGGAGGUAAUGCCCCCCACAACCACAGUGGAAGCGCAGCCGAAAGGUAAGUACCCAGAUACACCGGAAGAAUCCCUGACCUCUGACCUCUUACCCUUACACUACAUGAGCUUUGACACCUCAAAUAAUAUUUUUUUCUCUAAAUGUCUUUUGAUAUUGUUUAGAGAUUUUGACUAUUCUUGAAAUGCAUCCACUUUGGACAUACCGAUAGUCACAUAGAUCUUUCUGUGACCUAUCAUUUAGUACAUUUUACAAACAUUUGGGACUAUAAGGAUAGCGAAACAAGCCUUACUUGAAACAGAUGUGUAAGAGUGACAGGCAGGAGAAGCAGAAAUCCUCACUGUUUGGCAGAGAAAACUCAAAGAAGCCAGUAGACCCCCUAUUUACCCCCAUUAACCUCUUCCAGUGUGGAUCACGACUGCUGGAGGCCAUAGAGGGCCUUAAUCUCCCCGGAGGUUGCACUGGGGUAAAGAGAUUAAACAUGAUUACUGGGCUAAAGUAGUCCUUAAGGCACGGUACGGUAUAUGGGCCAUGAUGCUGCCCUGUUAACAUCUUCAUGUGCUAGGCUAUUUACAUUUGAGGGUUUCCUGUCCGGUGUCAGCUACUAGCUUACACUUAGUAGCGUCCCCCAGAGCCUGGGUGAGUAUUAGAACAGAGCCUUGUUGUUCUACUCACUGUACAGAGCCCACAUUUGUAACCCCCAGAUAUAUAGAGACAGUGACAGUGGGAGUGAAUAGGGGAGUUUGGAGAGUAUGGAAUGCAUACUUUGACAGCACCAAUGUUGAUAAGGUAAAUCUAUCAUUCUAUGCUGUUUUUUGGGGGUCUAUUUUGACAGAGACAGUUUGCAAAUACUGAAGGUGAGAAGUUGGCCAGGUGUUUUCUACUCUCUUGUUUGGAAGAUUAAAUACCCAGCAGGCUCACUAUUUCUCAGGAACUGGCAGCAUGUUGAUCUUAUCCCAGGGAUUUCUAGAACACAGAUGAAUGCAGCUACUUUGAUUCCCUUGGGAAUGUUUGAUAGGAAAAGGAAUGCAACAGGACAUUUCCUAUCACCUGCAAUAAAAAUGACCCCAAAGUGCUUUGUGGCAUUUGACAUUUGAAUCAAAUGACCAUUCUGUUUGUUGCCCCCUUACCACCUUCCUCCUGCUUAGCAAGGGUCUGAUUAUAUCCACCGGUGUAUUGUGUGCUGCCCGCCCAGCCGGUGCUAUACCUCACACCGUACAGGGAAAGUGCUGCCACUGGACACAGUCAGCAGCCAGGGGCGAUAAAUCAUUAAAUACGCUAUCAUUGUGUAACAUCAUCUCUUUCUGGAGCACAAGGUUGAGCUAGCAUUAAUGUGCUGGGGACCAAAGCUCAAGCAUUUCUUAUCUAUUUCUGAAUACCAAUUGAAUGAAGAGCUGCUAAAUAUUUCACAAGCCGAGGGAAGACAGGUCGUGGUAAGGGAGAGCAAAACAGGCAAAAUUAUGGAGCCCGUGGAGAUAGAUAGAUAGAUACAUGAAACCAUAACAGGAUGGAGGCACAGAACACUGUCCUUGAGGAUGGGCCACAGGGCAGAUGCGAUGGAAGUGAUGAUAUCAGGGCAUGGGGUAUCCCAUUUCUACUGAUACAGACUGAAAUGGGGGAAACUUGAAUCCUGUAAAUAUCACAGGACAAUGCCAGCGAGCCAACAUCAACAUAUUAUAGAUAUACAGUUGAAGUCAAAAGUUUACAUACACUUAGGUUGGAGUCAUUAAAACUGGUUUUUCAAACACUCCACAAUUUUCUUGUUAACAAACUAUAGUUUUGGCAAGUCGGUUAGGACAUCUACUGACACAAGUAAUUUUUCCAACAAUUGUUUACAGACAGAUUAUUUCACUUAUAAUUCACUGUAUCACAAUUCCAGUGGGUCAGAAGUUUACAUACACUAAGUUGACUGUGCCUUUAAACACCUUAGAAAAUUCCAGAAAAUGAUGACAUGGCUUUAGAAGCUUCUGCUAAUUGACAUCAUUUGAGUCAAUUGGAGGUGUACCUGUGGAUGUAUUUCAAGGCCUAACUUCAAACUCAGUGCCUCUUUGCUUGACAUCAUGGGAAAAUCAAAUGAAAUCAGCCAAGACCUCAGAAAGAAAAUUCUCCACAAGUCUGGUUCAUCCUUGGGAGCAAUUUCCAAACGCCUGAAAGUACCACGUUCAUCUGUACAAACAAUAGUAUGCAAGUAUAAACACCAUGGGACCACGCAGCCGUCAUACCGCUCAGGAAGGAGACGCGUUCUGUCUCCUAGAGAUGAACGUACUUUGGUGCGAAAAGUGCAAAUUAAUCCCAGAACAACAGCAAAGGACCUUGUGAAGAUGCUGGAGGAAACAGGUAAAAAAGUAUCUAUAUCCACAGUAAAACGAGUCCUAUAUCGACAUAACCUGAAAGGCCGCUCAGCAAGGAAGAAGUCACUGCUCCAAAACCUCCAUAAAAAAGCCAGACUACGGUUUGCAACUGCACAUGGGGACAAAGAUCGUACUUUUUGGAGAAUAUCCUCUGGUCUAAUGAACCAAAAAUAGAACUGUUUGGCCAUAAUAACCAUCGUUAUGUUUGGAGAAAAAAGGGGGAGGAAGCUUGCAAGCCGAAGAACAUCAUCCCAACCGUGAAGCACGGGGGUGGCAGCAUCAUGCUAUGGAGGUGCUUUGCUACAGAAGGGACUGGUGCACUUCACAAAAUAGAUGGCAUCAUGAAGAAGUAAAAUUAUGUGGAUAUAUUCAAGCAACAUCUCAAGACAUCAGUCAGGAAGUUAUAGCUUGGUUGCAAAUGGGUCUUCCAAAUGGACAAUGACCCCAAGCAUACUUCCAAAGUUGUGGCAAAAUGGCUUAAGGACAACAAAGUCAAGGUAUUGGAGUGGCCAUCACAAAGCCUUGACCUCAAUCCUAUAGAAAAUGUGUGGGCAGAACUGAAAAAGUGUGUGCGAGGAAGGAGGCCUACAAAUCUGACCAGUUACACCAGCUCUGUCAGGAGGAAUGGGCUAAAAUUCACCCAACUUAUUGUGGGAAGCUUGUGGAAGGCUACCUGAAACGUUUGACCCAAGUUAAACAAUUUAAAGGCAAUGCUACCAAAUACUAAUUGAGUGUAUGUAAACUUCUGACCCACUGGGAAUGUGAUGAAAGAAAUAAAAGCUGAAAUAAAAAAUUCUCUCUACUAUUAUUCUGACAUUUCACAUUCUUAAAAUAAAGUGGUGAUCCUAACUGACCUAAGACAGGGAAUUUUUACUAGGAUUAAAUGUCAGGAAUUGUGAAAAACUGAGUUUAAAUGUAUUUGGCUAAGGUGUAUGUAAACUUCUGACUUCAACUGUAAGUGGUUAAUAUGCCAUCUUGACAACUCAUGAUUUUUCUGUACACAAUUGCAGUUACUCAAUCAUCUGAAGCAGCUGACGCCACAUCUGACUCAGUCAUACCAUCAUUUGAUGCAACCAUUCCAACAUCAGAUGGAUUUACUCAAACACUAGACAGCACAACGACAACUUCUUACACAGUGACUUCUGACACCAGUACCACAUCACCUGACACCAGUACCACAUCAUCUGACACCAGUACCACAUUACCUGACACCAGUAUCACAUCAUCUGACACCAGUACCACAUCACCUGACACCAGUACCACAUCAUCUGACACCAGUACCACAUCAUCUGACACCAGUACCACAUCACCUGACACAAGUACUACAAUAUCUGACACCAGUACCACAGCAUCUGACACCAGUACUACAACAUCUGACACCAGUACGGCAUUUGACACAAGUUCUACAGCAACUGACACAAGUUCUACAUUUGACACAAGCACUACAUUUGGCAGAACUACUACAAAAUCUGACACAAAUGCUACAACAUUUUACACAAAUACUACAUUUGGCACAAGUUCUACAACAUUUUACACAGUGACUCCAACAUCUGACAUAUUUACCACAACUUUUGGCACUGUUACCUCAGCAUCUGCUGUAUUCACUUCAACAUCAGGUGUGCCCUUUCUGGCAUCGGACACAGUUACUCCAGCAUCUGAUGUAGUAACACCACUAAUAAAUGGAUUUACCGCAGCACCUGAUGGAUCUACUUCAAUACCGGGAGUAGUUCCUCCACCUCCCGACACAGUUACUUCAGCACCUGAACCUCUUUCCCGGGCACUGGGUGGAGAUACCGCCCAAGCACCAGACACAUCUACACCAGAUGCAGCUGCUCCAUCCCCUGACACAGAUACCUCAACAUCUGAUGCUACUACCCAGGCACCUGAUGUAGUUACUACAGCUCCAGACUCAUCUUCCGCAGAUCCAGAUCCUGCUACCCCAUCUCCUGACACAGGUGAUCCAGCUCCUGAUUCAGUUGAUCCAGCUUCUGAUUCAGGUGAUCCAGCUCCUGAUUCAGUUGAUCCAGCUCCUGAUUCAGUUGAUCCAGUUCCUGAUUCAGGUGAUCCAGCUCCUGAUUCAGUUGAUCCAAUUCCCGAUUCAGGUGAUCCAGCUCCUGAUUCAGGUGAUUGUGCUAUAGCAACAAUACCCUUUUAUUUUUCCAUUUAGAAGUUUACGCAUAUUCUAUCAGUAAACUAUGGUAACACUGCAAAUAUUGAAGGAACCACAUUUAGAAUGAACAAUGUUAUCCUCUACUAUGCAGUUGUGUAGGCAGUCUGUAUCUGCUAAUAUGCAGUCCUGUCAGGAAGGUGUUAUGACCUUCAUACGAGGUGUUGCCUUAAUGGCUUCAUCAAAUGGUUGGGACAAUACCUAAAAGGUUCAUUCGACACUAAUAAAGAAUGAGUAAACAGUUUGAAGUUGCUCUUUUUUUCUGAUCUCUCACAUUCUCUCUGGUGUACACAGUUGCCCCCAUAACUGAAGCCAAAUGGGAAAGCAAAGAGGAGGAGAAUAAGAAAGAGAGAAAAAAAGGUAUAUUGAUCAACGGUAGUCUAGUAGUGUUUGUACUGUAUGCUAACUUUGUUAUCAUUAGCAUGUAAAUUUGUAGCGGUGUCGGUAACCAUCCAUUUUGAAUUACCUGAACCCACUCACGGUGACUCAGCAAUGGGGUUGAAGUUGACGUGUUAGUCGCCUGGUUGCUAUAGGAAAACAUCCCCACUGGGGGUUCAGAGUGCAAAUAGAUAAUUGAUGGACAAAAUAGGAGCGGAAAAGCCUUGAGACAUUUCUUGGAUGAGCCCAUGUCCCAGUAACAUACCUGAUCCAUGGUUUCAUGAGUCUAUUGACUCAAAGCACCAGGCUGCUAACAUGCAUUAGGAGUGGUUUGUUUGUGUGUGUGUGAAACCUAGCGCAGCUAAUGUAUUUUUGUUGUUGACAAGGACCAUGCGUUACAGAAUGGGCCACAUAGUAUUGUGCGGGUGACUCUGUCACCACUCAGACUCCACUCAGCAGCUGUAGAUUAACCAGUAUUGAAAACUAGCUUUGGACGGUGAUUACUAUCACUUCAGGGUUGUGUUCAUUAGGCACUAAAACGGAAGAAAACAGACUGAAGCUCAUUUGGUUUUCUGUUGUAAAAACAUUAUAAAACUUUUUCCAUUGCGUUCCCUAAUAAACACAUCCCAAGUAAGGCCUCUUACUGCUGGUGAGAUGGAUUGUCUGAUUAGGAAUGAGAUGUUGUUCUGGUAGAGGAGUAAAUAUCUAUACUUUGUUAAUUACUAAACGUUGUAAUGCACAAUGCUGUGUGUUAAUGGGUAGAUUUACAUGGUUGAUAACUAUUUAUGGAUUGUAUGCUGUCUUUAUCUUCGACUCAUGCAAGAUGUCUGACAGUGACUCACUAUUAGCUGUUGGUAACCUCUUGUGUUUCAGGGUUCCUUUGGCAUAUGUUUUUUUAUUUUAGUGGCCCCUUUAUUUUAGCGACUGUGUAGUAGAGGCGUGUACACAUUGGCAUGUUCGUUUUAGCUAUAACUCAGUUAAAUAGAUGCUUUAUUUCCCAAGCGGUUGUCAAACUGUUGAUUCCUGGUGGGUCUAAAUACAGCCAGUCUAAGGUUGCAUACGUCCAGUUUCAAGGUAAGAAAUUAUUUCCCACACUGAAGCAUUAGAUCUGUUUGGACAAGACAACUGUGGAAAAAAUGGCCAGUUUGUCCAUUAUUUUCCUUCAUUCAUUCAUCUUUUGUUGUUUCCAUGCGUUUCUUUGUUGCAUUUUGGUGUUCUGUUCGCUUCAUAAGGUAAGCAACUAAUUUCUGUUCCAUUUUAGUAAUACUGUUGUUACCUUUUAUUGUGAACUUAAUGAAAUCUCACAACCUAUAGAGUUUGUGUUUCCACUGAUUGUAUAAUGUCAUCAGUGUCUGUUUGAACUGUGGAUUCAUUUGUGAGGCAGUGGCCAAUGGCCCAUUCAUAUUUGAUAAGCUGUUCUUGCCCCCCGUCCCACUGCUCUGCUCUGUGGCACAGUAGGUCUUCAUAUUGCACCAGCAGCAUCUUCAAAAUAAUGUGUCAAUAAUUAAUCCCCUCUAAACAAAGAGAUGUAACAUGAUGCCUGAUUAAACAACUAAACUGUCAUCUAAAUCUCCUUGUAAAUUAGCAUUAUUCAGCUUCUUGUGGUAUAAAUAAUAAAUAAUAAUAAUAUGCCAUUUAGCAGACGCUUUUAUCCAAAGCGACUUACAGUCAUGCGUGCAUACAUUUUUGUGUAUGGGUGGUCCCGGGGAUCGAACCCACUACCUUGGCGUUACAAGCGCCGUGCUCUACCAGCUGAGCUAAUGGAACAAACUGCUAAAGCAUAAUAAGCUCCAUUAUGACAUCCAUAUGUCACGACUUCCGCCGAGGCUGCCUCCCCUCCUUGUUCGGGUAGGUUUCGGCGUUCGGCGUCACUGGCUUACUAGCUACUGCCGAUCCAUUUAUCAUCACUCCAUUUGUCUUUUCUUCUAUCACACACACCUGGUCCUUAUUCCCUCAUUAGUUAUGGUAUAAGUGUUCCCUCUGCUUCCUUGUCUGUGUGGGUGAUUGUUUGUUUGUGGAGGUUAGUGAAGCUCAGUGGAGCUCGUGUAUUGUGUAUCGACGGGAGUAUUUUUCCCGUGUGCCUUGUAAUGAUAAUAAUAAUAUGCCAUUUAGCAGAUGCUUUUAUCCAAAGCGACUUACAGUCAUGCGUGCAUACAUUUUUGUGUAUGGGUGGUCCCAGGGAUCGAACCCACUACCUUGGCGUUACAAGCGCCGUGCUCUACCAGCUGAGCUACAGAGGACCACUUGUAUUUUCCAGUGCGCCUGUUUUGUGCCCUGGAGUGUGUUUGACGCAUUUCUGCGUAAACCUGUAUUUUGCGGAUUAAAGCCUGUUAUUCUGUGAUUUACCCUCCUGCGCCUGACUCCUUCAUCACCACCUCAUCACACCAUAUAAACAAUUUGCCAUUUGAGCUGUAAAUCAAUUAAUCAAUUGAUCAAGACUGUAAUGCAAACAAAAUUGAAACAACUUAUUUGGUGUAUUUGCUCUACCAUUAAUUACAUGUUACCCCUCUGUAAAUCAAUGUACAGUAUUCAGAGGCCGGAUCGUUAGCUGGUUAAAUAAUGCAGAUUUUGACUUAUUGAGGUCAAGUGAUUUCCCAUGGGGCCACAAAGUCAGGAACUGGUUUCUGAACUCAGAAUAAUUCAGGUCUAUGGAGCCUGCUAUGUCUUGCCUAUUUGGCUUUUGUAUGAUGAGUGAAACAGUUUGGUGGUACACUCUUAGAGAAAAAGAACCCUUUGAAUAACCUUUUUUGGUUGCAGAUAGAACCCUUUUGGUUCCACGUAGAACCCUUUUGGGUUGCAUGUAGAACCCUUUCUACAGAGAGUUCUACAUGGAACCCAAAAGGGUUCUACCUGGAACCAAAAAUGGUUCUAUCUGGAACCAAAAAGGGUUCUCCUAAGGGGGCAGCCGAAUAACCCUUCUGCAAACGUUUUUUCUAAGAGUGUAGAGUAAAUAACUUUGAGUGCUACCUCUGAGUUUGAAUUGUUUGAAUAGGACCAUUCCUCCUCCUCCUCCUCCUCCUCCUCCUCCUCCUCCUCCUCCACUAACCGUACUCCGCUCUUUCCCCUUGCCAGACUGUGAGUGCUAUGGCCACUCGAACCGUUGCAGUUAUAUUGACUUUAUCAACAUCGUGACAUGUGUCAGCUGCAAACACAACACUAGGGGGCAGAACUGUCAGCACUGUCGACUGGGAUACUUCCGGAAUAUCUCUGCCGAGCUGGACGAUGACAACGUUUGUAUAGGUCAGGACCUCUCCUCAGUUCCUUCAUGUACAUUACACAAUGAUAUGCACAGUGGAAAAUGUUUGAUAAAGUUGAUCAAGACAAGACAGAUGUAGCAUUGUGUUAAGCCUUCAAUCCCUACUAAUCACCUGAAAAUCUGUGAUGUCUCCUGUAUGACCCCUUGCAGGUCAAGAGGAUUAAAGCAUAAUCCUUUGACCCUAUAACAGCUAAAGAGAAUCAUUAUAGCUAGCUAAUAAUUUAUUCAGAAAGGGUUACCAUAGUAGCCUAAAAUGCUAAGGAAUUACAAUUACACCUGCAGGAUCUAAAUGAAUCAGCAUACAAUGUUUGUAAAACAGCAUAUGUAACAAUCAUUAAGGUACCCUUUCUAAAGAUGUUAACUGUUAAGUUGUUAAAUAUACUUUAACUGCUCUUUUCACAUCCAUAUUAGAAUUGUGUUUGGUGGAGCCCAAUGCCAUGCAUCCUAUUCUACUCCCAAUUUAUCAUUGGGUAAGGUGAAAAAAUAACUGUAACUAAAGAAUACAGCCAGUGCCUAAAUUAAAUGUAACUGUCAACAAUUUUAAACAGCAUGCAACAUUCAGGUGUAUUUAUAAACAAAUUAUUUGUAAACCAAGAAAAUUACAAUUACACAAUUCCAACCAAUGAGGUUUAAUGAUUUAUUACUGAUUGAUAUAUACUUAUAAUAAAUAGUCUAUGAACUUAUACACUUUUCAGCCCCUUUAUAAACCCUUGAUUAUAUUUACUUUAAAGUAACAUCAGAGUCAUUCAUCAAUCUAGGAACAUUUUACUACACAAAUAGCACUACACAUAUUACUGAACAGUGCCUAGCAAGAAUGACACACUGCCACCUACUGGAGGAUCUAUCACACACAACAGCAACACUGUUAGUACUGUUAGUACUGGGUCGUGGUCAUUUGGACAUGCAACGUUUUGCAAUGGAAACAAAAAUCUGGAAGUUUCUUACUUGGCAAGUUCCCCAGUUUCAGUCCAUUUCCUUCUGUUUGGUGGCGAAGGAAUACGACCCUGUCCUACCUUGAGAAAAAGCUGAACGUUUGAACAAUGAAGUCAGCUGAGCUCUUAUCAAUGAUAAACACUAUGUUUAUGACAUUUUAUCCAAAUAAGUUUGUCACAGAAUCCAGUGUCAGUGUUAUAAGAUACAGCUGUGAAGUGUGCCUAAUGUUUUUAGGCAAAGGACAAGACAUGUACUAAAGUAAUAUGAUAUUACAGAGAAAUGGUAAAGCAAUGCCUCAGGCUGUCAAGGUUUCCUAAGGCUGAGAGAGACGCCUUAGGGAGUAAAAAAGUAAAACAACACCUACAAUGUUCCUUCAUGUAAAGUCAUUAAACGUGCAUAGAAUCAUCAGUAUAACACCAAUACCACUGACCUGUUUAUGUUGAUGUAUGUACAUCUUUGCAAAAAUGUCUAAAAACCUGUUUUCACUUUGUCGUUAUGGGGUAUUGUGUGUAGAUUGAUGAGGAUUAUUUUUUUUUAAUCAAUUUUAGAAUAAGGCUGUAACGUAACAAAAUGUGAAAUAAGUCAAGGGAUCUGAAUACUUUCCGAAUGCACUAUAUGUGACCUGGGCUAGUGACACUGCUGUUUCAACUAGAUUGAUGAGCACUGAGCUUAGUUAGAUGUGCUGUAUUGUAUUUAUACCCUCACUGAAACAGCAAUGCCUUGUUCAUCCCUUUGUGCAGAGUGUAACUGUAACCAGCUGGGGUCCUUCCACGCCCGCUGCAACGAGACAGGGUACUGCCAGUGUAGGGAUGGCUCCACUGGGCCGAAGUGCGAGGACUGCCUGCCUGGGUACAUCUGGAGACAAGGCUGCUCCCGUAAGUAGGGGUGUAGGUGUGUGUUUGUGUGUGUGUCGGGGGGUGUCUGUGUGUGGGGGUGGGUGGCUGUGGGGGUGGCUGUGGGUGUGUACGUGUGAAGGGGUGGUAAAAUGAAGGGGAAGUAAAAUGGAGGGUAGUGUUCUGAAGAGUAGCCUAAAGUUGAGUCGUUUGCCAAUGAAAUGGUAAUCAAUGCUCAAUGAGCGCUAUGAGUCCUUCGCAAGGAAGUGUAACAAUCUGGCAAGCUUUACUGUAUAAUCACUAAUUCAAGAGAAAAUUAGAACUGUACAGGUAAGGUCAGAACAGGUGUCUUGUUAAUGUACAGUAACUGUUGCCAAAACCAGAACUUUUCUCAGAGUAUCCUGUAUUGUUUCUAGGCUUGAGGCAUUCAGUGGGCCACAGUGAUCCUACUCACUUUGUUUCCUCCCUCCUUAUUCUCCGUCUCCUCCCUGUCUCCCCUUGUAGCCAACGUCUGCGAUGACGACAUGCUGCUGUGCCAGAAUGGAGGCACCUGCUUCCAGAACCAGAAGUGUCUGUGUCUGCCGGAGUACAAGGGCCUGCUGUGUGAGCAGCUGCUCUGCGAGGGAGAGAGGGGCUGCAGCGGUGCCUUUGCCUCCUACCUUAGCCUGGUCGCCAUGCUGAGCUGCCUUCUAGCCAACGCCCUGCUU
Molecule: messenger RNA, 10733 nt
Organism: Coregonus sp. 'balchen'
Lineage: Eukaryota; Metazoa; Chordata; Actinopteri; Salmoniformes; Salmonidae
Source: the annotation of a GenBank genome assembly